UUGCAAUCAGGGGUUCUCGAGUAUUUGAACACAUUUGAUGAUAACACACGUACAACACAGUUCCUUGAACUCAUACCAAAUCUAAUUCCUACAGUUUCCGAUGAAGAUUUUCCAGAAUUAUCAGACUUACUUCUCUACUUAUCAAACAGCGAAUACAAGAACUUCGAUGCCACUACAAUCUUUCCAUUGAUCAUCGAUACCAUCUCAAACAAAGAAUUCUCCCUAAAGAGAAGAAAUUUGUCCCAUCAAAUUUUGUUGUCACUUUUUGAAAAUUAUGAAAUUUUUGGUAAAAACUUAGAAACAGUUUCUUUGGGAUAUCAAGCGACAGAAAACUUGGCAGAAGAUGCUUUCGAUCAAAAUGACAGCCGUGGUAUCUCUCCUUACGAUUUAUACACAAUUUGUUCUUUCUUCGACCUUUCUAUAACCGAAAUAACCGAAUAUUUUGCUUCAAUUUUUUCAGAGAACUCUCAGAAAAUUUUCGGAGCAUUUUCAAAGUUCAUCAUCAACACUCAAGACAACAUAUUCUUCUACAGAAACAACAUUGAAUACUUCACUUCACUUUUGAAGUCAUUUUUAGAGUCUUCUUCACUUUGUUUAAUUGAAUCAACUUUGGCCGCUUUCAGUUCACUUUUUGAAUCCAAUGAAGAUGCUCUUGAUCCGUACGUGAAUGAUAUUUAUAUCAGUUCUCUUACUGCAGUUAAAAACAACUUGUCCAAAGAACUUUUAUCAGCAUUCAAAGAUUUACUAAAAAGUGCCAGAAAAACUGACAUAAUUUUUGAUGAUUGUCUUAAUAUGAUCAUCGAAAUUCUCCCUGACGGAAAUACUGCAGAUCAACAGGUAAUGCUUGGAAUUGUGGCAGAACUCGUUAUCGGUUGUAACGGUUUGACAGAAAAACAGUUUACAACAGUUUUCCAAAUUAUUCAAGAAAUUAUGUCAGAUUUUGACAAUCCGCUUUUGUGUGAUGCCGUUUACAUCAUUGGACAUCUUUCCCAGAAAGGAAAAGAAUAUUUUGUUGAUAUAUUAUCAGAUGUUGUCACUUUUCUUAGUACAGGCUUGAAUUCUGAUGACGAAACAAUUUUAGUUUAUUUCAUAAAUGCGUUUGGUUUCGUUGCCACUUCUUUUCCAGAACAAAUUUAUGAAUCAAUAAAUGAGAUUGUUUCACUUUUUGCUCAAAUCUCUACUCAAGAGACAUCAGAUGACAACAUCACAAGAAAACCAGGAGAUUAUGCUUUGAGAUGGGGAUGCAAUUUAUGUUCGAUUUUCCCAGAAACUUUUAUACAAAAUUACGAAACAUUUUUGAAUUCAAUUCGUGUGAGAUCAAAUAUUCAUUCUGCAAUUGCAAGUGAAUAUUUUGCACGCGCAACUUAUAAUAUAGAAGACGAAGAACUUAUCAGAGGUUUGCAAAUGAGUUUGGCGGAGAUUUUAAUACCAAUGACCAAAAAUGGAGAUGUAGAAUUGGUCGGACAUUGUUUCACUUCACUUUCACUUAUUUUUGAGAAUUUGGACAUAGAAAAACAAAGAAAGAUUGCAAAACAAGCAUUAAAGUGUUUCAACUUCACCCACAAAUGUUUUACUUCCAAAACAGGAGUUUAUUUGCAGGAUUUGCAUCCAAAUGCAAAUGAAAUCAUUAAUUUGAGUUUGAAUAUUCCUGAAUUAACAGAAACAUUAGUUUCUUUCAUUCCAAGUUUGAUUCCUUUCACUAAAACAAAGGAUCUUCUUUUAUCUGAUGCAAUAUUAAUUGUUUUAACAAAUUUGUUUGUUUUACAGCCGAAUAAUGAACAUUCUUCUGACGUUUUCUUUGAUGCAAUUUCACAAUUGGAAAGAAAUUCAUAUGCUACUUUUUACUUGUUUGGAAGGUUUUCUAAGCUAAAAUUACCAAUUAUUGAUCAAAAUAAUUCCGAAAUUUACGAAGAAGUCAAGAAGAGACUUUCACAAGAGAACAAUGAACAAGACAUUGAAAAUAUGAUGUUGAUUGACAAUUGUUUGAGUUGUUUGAGUUAUUUAGUAAGAAAUUACGAAUUUGAUGUUCAUGAUUAUGCACAAAUUGCUUUAGCUUCGAUGCCAUGCAAAUGUGAUAUUGACGAGAAUUCGAAUGUCAUGUCUUUGUUCGAAUUCAUUUAUUCUCAGCUUUCAGAAGAUAACAAGUACAAAAAUGUUUUUCACUGUUUUGGUUAA
Molecule: messenger RNA, 2175 nt
Organism: Trichomonas vaginalis G3
Lineage: Eukaryota; Parabasalia; Trichomonadida; Trichomonadidae
Product: armadillo (ARM) repeat-containing protein family
Exons: 1
Biological process (GO): protein import into nucleus
Cellular component (GO): cytoplasm; nucleus
Molecular function (GO): nuclear import signal receptor activity
Source: RefSeq, a predicted model, not a curated record